Messenger RNA from Cydia fagiglandana, 1486 nucleotides. RefSeq names its product zinc finger protein 3 homolog. Lineage: Eukaryota; Metazoa; Arthropoda; Insecta; Lepidoptera; Tortricidae. Gene Ontology annotation, cellular component: nucleoplasm. The coding region runs from base 142 to 1326 and encodes 394 amino acids. Gene Ontology annotation, biological process: regulation of transcription by RNA polymerase II. Gene Ontology annotation, molecular function: RNA polymerase II cis-regulatory region sequence-specific DNA binding; DNA-binding transcription repressor activity, RNA polymerase II-specific. The transcript has a single exon. The record is from RefSeq and is a predicted model, not a curated record.
GACAACGAUACCCCAUACAUAACUCAAACUGACACGGAAUCUGAUACAGAGGAAGUACACACUAGAGUUGACUAUGAGAAACCUACAUGUGAUCUUUGCGGAGAAAGUUUUGCACUGAAAUCCGAUUUGAAGAAACAUAUCAUGAUUCAUAUCCAUGUACCUACCACACACCAUCCACAAGCGGGUACUGAUACGGAAUCGGAUACUGAAGAGAAAAACAUCGAUAUUGACUGUGAGAAUGAACCUACAUGUGAAAUUUGUGGCGAGAAAUUUGCUCUAGACUCAAAUUUAAUGAAACAUGUAAUGAUCCAUAUGUACGUAGCUCGGACUAAACAAAUGUAUGAACAUUCAGAAAUGAAUACUUAUGAGUGUGACAUUUGCGGUAAAAUAUUUAAGCGAAAAAAUAGCUUAAAGCGUCAUAUUAAAACACACUCGACCCAGUCAAAGUCUAAGGACUUUAAAUGCAACAUAGGAGAGAAAUCAUACAACUGCGAAACAUAUGACAAGCGUUUUAUAGAUAGAGAUCGGUUGAAAAGACAUUUACUAAUUCACACGGAUAAAAGACCAUAUUCGUGUGACGUAUGUGAAAAACGAUUUAGAUAUUCGAGUCAUUUAAUACGUCAUACACGGAUUCAUACUGACAUAAGACCAUAUUUGUGUGACGUAUGUAAAAAACGGUUUAAAACUGGGAGUGGUUUAGAAAUUCAUACACGGCUUCAUACUGGCGAAAAACCAUACAUAUGCAGGAUAUGUCGAAAGAGUUUCGUAUCUAAUAGUGGGCUGAAUGAACAUAUACGAACUCACACCUGCAUAAGACCAUACUAUUGCGAAACAUGUGGCAAGCGUUUUGCAGCUAAAUGUCGGUUGAAAAGACAUUUACUAAUUCACACGGACAUAAGACCAUAUUCGUGUAACGUAUGUGAAAAACGAUUUAGAUAUGCGACUCAUUUAAAAGUUCAUACACGGAUUCAUGGUGACAUAAGACCAUAUUUGUGUGAGGUAUGUGAGAAACGAUUUAGAACUGGGACUGAUUUAAAAAUUCAUAAACGGCUUCAUACUGGCGAAAAACCAUACACAUGCAAGAUAUGUGGAAUGAGUUUCGCAUCUAAUAGUAGGAUGCGUUCACAUAUACGAAUUCACACCGACAUAAGACCAUAUUCGUGUGUCGAAUGUAAAAAACGAUUUUUAACUGCCUAUUGUUUAAAAAUUCAUAUACAGCUUCAUACUAGGGAAAAGUCGUUUUCCUGUGACAUAUGUAACAUGCGGUAUCUGCGAAAAAAAGAAUUACUGAUGCACAAAUUCACCAUUCAUGAACUUCGUAAAUAAUUUAGGGGGAGGACUAUUUUUUGUUACAUGAGGGAUCAGUCUUGGUAAUUCUUACGUAAGAUCGCAAUAAUGCUACCAAGCGCGGUCUGAUCAAAAUUAUAACAUUUAGAAAAGUAAAGAUGAAAAAUAUAUACUUUAAAAUAAAGUCAAAGUUAUCACC